This is a messenger RNA of Sphaeramia orbicularis (orbiculate cardinalfish), 1312 nucleotides long. RefSeq names its product OX-2 membrane glycoprotein-like. Gene Ontology annotation, molecular function: cell-cell adhesion mediator activity. Gene Ontology annotation, cellular component: cell surface; neuronal cell body; axon. Lineage: Eukaryota; Metazoa; Chordata; Actinopteri; Kurtiformes; Apogonidae. The transcript is spliced from 7 exons. The coding region runs from base 84 to 1103 and encodes 339 amino acids. The record is from RefSeq and is a predicted model, not a curated record. Gene Ontology annotation, biological process: heterotypic cell-cell adhesion; negative regulation of neuroinflammatory response.
GAUGAAACCUAUUUGGUUCUGACCACCUGGCUGCCCUUCAGUGGUAUAUUCAUGCGUGACUGUGAUGGAAAGCAACUGGAAACAUGUCCCAUCAAGGAGUGGUGUGUCUACUUCUGUUGUUUGGAGCCGUCAUUAAAGGUGUAAAUGCUGAGGUUCAGAAUACUUCAGUGAAGGUAGGAGGUGAAGCCUUCCUCAACUGUCACCUCAUGAAAUCUGAAGAUGUUGUACAAGUCACAUGGCAGAAGAUUUCACCUGAGAUUAAUCUGGCCACCAAUAGCAAGUACUUUAGUCCAAGAGUGAAUCCAGAGUUCAGACACAAGGUGGAGUUUAAAGAUGCUGGACUGCAGAACAGCACCAUAAUUAUCAAGAAUGUGAACCAGCAGGAUGAAGGAUGUUAUAACUGUCUGUUUAACAUCCAACACCAGGGGGUUAUCACCUGCAAAACCUGCCUCCUGAUCUAUGAGCUGAAUGAACCUGUUCUACAUGUCAGUAAAUCGUCCUCUACUGCAGAGUUCAUUGUGUCCUGUUCAGCCACUGGUCGACCUGCUCCCACUGUCACUCUGAGUGUCCAGGGACAAAACUUUUCACACACCAGUACCGUCAGAGUCCCCAACACUAACGGUACAGUGACGGUCAACACUACAGCUGUACUGUCAGGUCUGCACAGAACCAGUACUAGAGUUAGAUGUUCAGUCCGACUGGCCUUUGGUUCUGAGACAGAGGUGUUUACAACCAUUCCUGGUUUUGAUGAGGAACGUUCACCCAGUGACAGUGAUGACAGUUUGACCUGGAUCAGUGUGCCUGUGGUUCUGGUCUGUGCUGUUGUUGUUGCUGUUGUUGUUGCUGUCAUCAUCACACCUUUGUUCAAAAAACAUAUGACAUGUCUUUCUCACAGUGACCAUGAGGAGAAUGAAGAUGAGGAAGUGGGAAAGGAACUCAAAGACACUCACAAAACGCCAUUGGCUGGAACGCCAUCAAACAAAACACUGCUCAAUGAGGAGAAUGAAGUUACUUCCACUGAUUAUUUGAGGCAGUGGGGAUCUGCUGAGAAGAAUCAACCAAGGGCCAACCUGGAGCAGAAAAAUUCAACAGUAAAAGACUGAAUCUGCAGUGUCAGAAGUAAGAAGACUUGGUUGAACAUCUUUAAAGGUCCUGUGCAGACGUUCUGUGUGAUCUUGAGAAAGUCUCAUUUUUGUAUAUAUCCCUGACUGUAGUCUGCAGUUUCAAAUGAGAUUAUCAGCACCAAAAUAAGUUAUAUCCAAAUGCUAUUUUUGAUCAAUGAUAAUAAAUGUUAAGAGUGGUUUAAUUUGGC